Molecule: messenger RNA, 600 nt
Organism: Ilex paraguariensis (yerba mate)
Lineage: Eukaryota; Viridiplantae; Streptophyta; Magnoliopsida; Aquifoliales; Aquifoliaceae
Source: the annotation of a GenBank genome assembly
UAAUUGUAAUUGACCAACAAAUCUAUGGUUAGGUUUCAAUUCAUCAUUUCUACAUGAGUUUUGUUUUAUGGUCUCUUGGUUUUCUAACUGGCUACUCAGAGAAGAUUUCCAGAUGCUGUCUCUUGGUUGUUUGGUGUCUCACUGGAUAUCUUCAUGGUUCUCUCUGUAUUCGCCGGUUGGGAUUCCUUUGUGAUUCUAGAUGCCUUCGGUAAUGGUCUUCAUCUUGGGCUUGAAUGUGCUGGUAAUUCACACUCUAUCUGGUUAGAAGCAAGAACAAAUCUUCGAAGAAUCUUGGAAACCCUUUCAAUAUUCAGAGAAUUUCUGAACAUCAUUUGUAGAUUAGCCCUCAUUCCUUAUUCCUCUUCUGGAUCUGUCUCCUUAUGGCUGGUUCUGCAACAAAAGCUGGAUAUUCAUCUUCUUCACAUUUCUCCUGGCGAUUGGUUUUCUGGCUGGAUAUUCAUCUUCUCUCCUGCUAUGAAGAAAGAAACUCAUGUCUUUUGGUGUCACUGGAAUAGUUGACAAGGUAGAAAUCAGAGUACCCAAAUCCACUCCUAAAAUCCCAAGGCUCACAACACCUCCAAUUGUUCAGUCAUCAUUUAC